Phragmites australis (common reed) is the source of this 2022-nucleotide messenger RNA. Its product is annotated as beta-glucosidase 6. Bases 265 to 1800 code for a protein of 511 amino acids. The transcript is spliced from 13 exons. Gene Ontology annotation, biological process: carbohydrate metabolic process. Lineage: Eukaryota; Viridiplantae; Streptophyta; Magnoliopsida; Poales; Poaceae. Gene Ontology annotation, molecular function: beta-glucosidase activity. The record is from RefSeq and is a predicted model, not a curated record.
GAAUCGAGAUGCACAUCACACUUCCAUCGCUUAAAGCAAGCGACCACUACGCUGCAGUGACAUGGUAUCAUCCAAAGCCCCAACUUCCCGGUGAAAUUGGUUAGUGGGGUGUGCAUUGGUCCAUUGCUUUCCCUAUAAAUACCACUCGCACAAUGGCAGUUCGGCUUCGGCACUCGCCGGACACAUCCACUGGGCGGUUCUUCUUUUCCUUGUACUUUGGAGGCCACCUCUCUCUCUCUCUCUCUCUCUCUCUCUCUCUCUCUCAUGGGGAGGAUAAAGAGUGGGCGACGCGUGACACUGCCGCUGCUUCUCCUCCUUGGAGUGGCGCUGCAAGGAUGCACUGCGCAGGGCGGAGGAGGGCUCACGCGGGGGAGCUUCCCCAAGGGAUUUGUGUUCGGCACCGCCUCCGCCGCAUACCAGUACGAGGGAGCCGUGAAGGUGGAUGGGAGAGGACAAACCAUCUGGGACACGUUUGCACACACUUUCGGCAAGAUCAUCGACUUCAGCAAUGCUGAUGUCGCAGUCGAUCAGUACCACCGUUUUGAGGAGGAUAUACAGCUCAUGGCAGACAUGGGGAUGGACGCGUAUCGGUUUUCGAUUGCCUGGUCGAGGAUUUUGCCAAAUGGUACUGGUCAAGUCAAUCAGGCUGGCAUCGACCACUACAACAAAUUGAUUGAUGCACUACUAUCGAAAGGAAUUCAGCCAUAUGUCACCCUCUACCACUGGGACCUCCCCCAGGCCCUGGAGGACAGGUAUAACGGAUGGCUUGACAGGCAGAUAGUUAACGAUUUCUCCGCAUAUGCCGAGACAUGCUUCAAGGCAUUCGGAGAGCGUGUGAAGCACUGGAUCACGCUCAACGAGCCGCACACAGUUGCCAUUCAGGGCUACGACGCCGGGCUGCAGGCACCAGGGCGAUGUUCUGUGCUGCUCCAUCUGUACUGCAAGUCAGGGAAUUCAGGCACCGAGCCCUACAUUGUCGCCCACAACCUCAUCCUAGCUCAUGCCAUGGCUUCAGACAUUUACAGGAGGAGAUACAAGGCGACUCAGGGUGGCCAACUUGGGAUUGCAUUUGACGUCAUGUGGUUCGAACCGAUGACGAAUAGUACAAUUGACAUUGAAGCUGCCAAAAGAGCACAAGAGUUUCAGCUAGGAUGGUUCGCGGAUCCGUUCUUCUUUGGCGAUUACCCGGCGACAAUGAGGACGCGGGUUGCAGACAGGCUGCCCAAGUUCACAGCAGAUGAGGCUGCCCUUGUCAAGGGGGCACUGGACUUUGUGGGCAUAAACCACUACACCACUUACUACACCAGGCAUAACAACAACAGCAUCAUCGGAAAACUACUGAAUGACACCUUGGCAGACACCGGAACCAUCAGCCUUCCCUUCGACAAGAAUGGGAAACCGAUUGGAGAUAGGGCCAAUUCGAUAUGGCUGUACAUCGUACCCAGCGGGAUGAGGAGCCUGAUGAACUACGUCAAGGAGAGGUACAACAGCCCGCCGGUUUACAUCACUGAAAACGGGAUGGAUGACAGCAACAACGCCUUCAUCUCCAUCAAGGACGCCCUCAAGGACAGCAAGAGGAUCAAGUACCACAACGACUACCUCACCAACCUCGCUGCCUCCAUAAAGGAGGACGGGUGCGACGUGCGUGGGUACUUCGCGUGGUCUCUGCUGGACAACUGGGAGUGGGCGGCCGGAUACUCCUCGAGAUUCGGGCUCCACUUCGUGGACUACAAGAACAAUCUCAAGAGAUACCCCAAGAACUCGGUGCAGUGGUUCAAGACCCUGCUGAGCUCCAGCUGAAGGCGGCACAUAUCAUGCUUGGCCUGGCCAUCUGAUAUCAUAUGUAUUCAGCUGUUGUGUUCUGCCCAAGCACAUAGGAUAAUGCGCGUCAAGCUUCACUGUACACGUUGGGAACGGUCUGUGGUCAGCCUGUAAUCCUGAUUCCUGAUACGAUACACACGCAUACAGAUAAGACCGCAAAAGAUGACUCGAUGAACGUGCAAACAGCCUAGCCUUUCCGGC